AUGAUUGGUGCAGGGAAGGUGGUGUGUGUUACAGGAGCUUCAGGAUACAUAGCUUCAUGGCUGGUGAAGCUGCUGCUUGAGCGCGGUUAUACUGUUAAAGCUUCAGUUCGUGACCUCAAUGACCCAACAAAAACAAUGCAUUUGACUUCACUUGAUGGAGCCAAGGAGAGGCUUCUUUUGCUUAAGGCAAACUUGCUAGAAGAGGGAUCCUUUGAUGAAAUAGUUAAUGGAUGCGAAGGUGUUUUUCAUACUGCAUCUCCUUGUCAAUUUUCAGUUCCAGCCAGAGAUCCACAGGCGGAACUACUGGACCCUGCAGUAAAGGGAACACUGAAUGUGCUACGAUCUUGUGCAAGAGUUCCAUCGGUCAAGAGAGUGGUUCUAACAUCCUCAAUGGCAGCAGUUAUAAACAAUACUGAUUUAAAGGAUGAUGUGGUGGUUGACGAGAGCUGGUUUUCAGAUCCAUCAUACUGUGAAAAGAAUGAGUUGUGGUAUAUGUUAUCGAAGACCUUGGCUGAGAAUGCUGCGUGGAAAUUUGCAAAGGAGCAUGGCAUUGACAUGGUUGCAAUAAAUCCAGCAUUGGUCAUUGGUCCUCUCUUGCAGCCAACGAUCAACCAAAGUGUAGAACUCAUCCUGAACCUAGUAACAGGGGCUCAAUCAUUUCCCAAUGCAACUCUGCCAUGGGUUGAUGUUAGAGAUGUUGCCUGUGCACAUAUUCUCGCCUUUGAAAUCCCUUCUGCUAAUGGAAGAUAUUGUCUCGUUGAAAGAUUUGCAAACGGUUCUCAGCUCCUCGAGGUUCUUCAAGAACUUUACCCCACUCUCGAAUUCCCGGCAAAAUUCAUCGACUGUAGCAGCCUUACUUUUCCAGACUACAAAAUAUCUCAAGAAAAAGUCAGAAGUUUAGGGAUUCACUACAUCCCUUUGGAGAUGAGCCUAAAGGAUACCAUGAAAAGCUUCGAGGAGAAGAAUUUAGUUAGUCUUUAA
This is a messenger RNA of Coffea eugenioides, 981 nucleotides long. RefSeq names its product cinnamoyl-CoA reductase 1-like. Lineage: Eukaryota; Viridiplantae; Streptophyta; Magnoliopsida; Gentianales; Rubiaceae. Gene Ontology annotation, molecular function: oxidoreductase activity, acting on the CH-OH group of donors, NAD or NADP as acceptor. Bases 1 to 981 code for a protein of 326 amino acids. The record is from RefSeq and is a predicted model, not a curated record. The transcript has 6 exons.